AUGGAGGAGCGUAAUCAAUUAAUGAUACUAGAUUUUGGUAUGGCGGAUUACUUACGUCAGCUAGAACGAGCUCUAAAAGAAGGUUUGCCUGUAUUGCUGCAAAACGUGGGGGAAUACUUAGAUCAAGCUAUUAAUCCAAUUCUGCGGCAGAGCUUUACCAUUCAAAGUGGAGAAAGGUUACUAAAAUUUAAUGACAAAUAUAUUUCAUAUAAUAAUUCGUUCAGAUUUUACAUAACUACAAAAAUAUCGAAUCCACAUUACCCACCGGAAAUCUCAUCAAAAAAAACAAUUGUAAAUUUUGCACUGAAGCAAGAUGUGCUUGAAGCCCAACUACUAGGAAUUAUUGUUUGAAAAGAAAAACACGCCCUAGAAGUAUAAAAAGACGAACUGGUAUUGACAAUAGCUCGAAACAAACGGAUUGAUCUUGAUAAUGAGAUUUUACGGCUACUUAAUGAAAGUCGAGGUUCCUUAUUAGAUGACGACGAGUUAUUCUCAACAUUACAAAAAUCCCGGCAGACAUCAGUGCUAGUUAAGGAGUCUCUUAGCAUUGCCGAGGUAACUAAAGUGGAAAUCGAUGCCGACCGACAAAAAUACAAACCAGCAUCGGAACGCGCAUCCAUUUUAGUCUUUGUUAUAAUGGAUAUGUCUAAAAUUGAUCCAAUUAUACCUCUGCGGGUCAGUCUGUCCAUCAGCUCGUCUACCAGCAAGCUCCACAAGAGAGGCGAGAGGACACCACCUUGGGGACAUCCCCUUGCGGUAGAUAGUGUGGACGACUGUCCUCCUAUAGUGAUCCAUCUACUGGUUGUUACAUCUAGUCCUCUUCUUGCCAGGGAUGCGUUGACCGCCUCAUGA
Messenger RNA from Drosophila mauritiana, 852 nucleotides. Its product is annotated as dynein heavy chain 2, axonemal-like. The transcript is spliced from 2 exons. Gene Ontology annotation, cellular component: dynein complex. Gene Ontology annotation, molecular function: minus-end-directed microtubule motor activity; dynein intermediate chain binding; dynein light intermediate chain binding. Gene Ontology annotation, biological process: microtubule-based movement. Lineage: Eukaryota; Metazoa; Arthropoda; Insecta; Diptera; Drosophilidae. The record is from RefSeq and is a predicted model, not a curated record.